GUCCAUAAUGAACGUCUCUGCAGCGUGCCUCUCCAUCAUCCUCAUUGCUGCCCUCUUUUCUCAGGCUUCUCCUGCUCCAAUUGGGGCUGACACAACUGUGUGCUGCUUCAGCUACACCUUACGAAAGCUGCCCCAGAGUCAUGUGAAGGAUUAUUUCUACACCAGCAGCAAGUGCUCACAGCCAGCAGUUGUGUUCAUCACCAGGAAGGAGCGGGAGGUCUGUGCUAACCCUGAUGCCAGGUGGGUGAAGGAAUACGUGAAUGCCCUGGAACUGCAGUGA
Gymnogyps californianus (California condor) is the source of this 280-nucleotide messenger RNA. RefSeq names its product C-C motif chemokine 5-like. The record is from RefSeq and is a predicted model, not a curated record. Lineage: Eukaryota; Metazoa; Chordata; Aves; Accipitriformes; Cathartidae. Gene Ontology annotation, biological process: chemokine-mediated signaling pathway; monocyte chemotaxis; cellular response to interleukin-1. The transcript is spliced from 3 exons. Bases 8 to 280 code for a protein of 90 amino acids. Gene Ontology annotation, cellular component: extracellular region. Gene Ontology annotation, molecular function: CCR chemokine receptor binding; chemokine activity.